GGAAACCGUUGCACCAGCUGGCGUUGCCCUACACCGGUAUUGUAGCGCUAGUUGAAUCUCUGGCCGGCAGACAUAAUGGAUGAAGAACCAGAAAGAGCCAAGCGCUGGGAAGGAGGCUAUGAGAGGACAUGGGAGGUGCUGAAGGAAGACGAGUCUGGCUCACUCAAAGCCACAGUGGAAGAGAUCCUGUUCCAGUCCAAAAGGAAAAGGGUGAUAGAGAGCCAUGGACAAGUGAGGCUUGGAAUGAUGCGUCACCUCUAUGUGGUGAUUGACUGUUCAAGGAGUAUGGAGGACCAGGACUUGAAACCAAACCGCCUCACCUCUACGCUAAAGCUGAUGGAGGCUUUUGUCGAUGAAUAUUUUGACCAGAACCCCAUCAGUCAGGUGGGCAUCAUCACCACGAAGAAUAAAAGGGCUGAGAAGCUGACUGACCUGGCAGGAAAUCCAAAGAAGCACGUUGCUGCUCUGAAGAAAGCAGUGGACACGGUGUGUGUGGGAGAGCCGUCCCUGUACAACUCUCUCAACCUGGCCAUUCAGACCCUCAAGAACAUGCCUGGACAUACGAGCCGAGAGAUCUUGAUAAUCCUCAGCAGCCUGACCACAUGUGACCCAGCCAACAUAUAUGAGCUGAUCAAGACCCUGAAGUCUCUGAAGGUGCGGGUGUCGGUAAUCGGCCUGUCGGCGGAGGUCCGGGUGUGUACGGUGUUGACCAGGGAGACGGGCGGCUCGUACCACGUCAUCCUCGACGAGAGUCACUUCAAAGAGCUGCUGAUGCUGCACGUCAAACCUCCUCCAGCCAGUUCCUCAUCUGAAUGCUCUCUAAUACGCAUGGGUUUUCCUCAGCACACCAUCGCCUCACUUACUGACCAGGAUUCCAAGCCUUCGUUCAGCAUGUCUCAUCUGGACAGCAGCAGUGGUCCAGGUCUGUCGCUGGGAGGGUACUUCUGUCCACAGUGCCACGCCAAGUACACAGAGCUGCCUGUGGAGUGUAAAGUCUGUGGAUUGACUCUGGUGUUGGCCCCCCAUCUCGCGAGAUCCUUUCACCACCUCUUCCCCCUGCAAGCCUUUAUAGAGAGUCCUGUGGAGGAGCUUCAAGUAGACAGGUUCUGUCAAGCUUGUCAAGGGGAGCUGAAAGAUAAAAGUAUAUUCACCUGUCCGUCAUGUCGCAGUGUGUUCUGUGUGGAGUGUGAUCUCUUCAUCCAUGACUCGCUGCACUGCUGCCCCUGCUGCAUUCACAAUCAGAGCGCCUCCUGCAGCUGAGGGGCCAACCAAUAGGAGCUCAUCACCACAGCUCCUGCCUGCUCUGAGAACUGCAUCUGAGUCGCUGCGCUGCUUUCCUCUUGUUAAACAGUGCACUGCUUUGGAUUUUGUCACUCACAAGUGGCUUGUGUUUAUUGUUUAUACAGUUUUGUACUACAGCUUUGUUUGUGACAUGGCAGUCACAA
This is a messenger RNA of Chelmon rostratus (copperband butterflyfish), 1445 nucleotides long. It is a transcript of the gene gtf2h2, whose product is annotated as general transcription factor IIH, polypeptide 2. The transcript has 15 exons. Gene Ontology annotation, molecular function: zinc ion binding. The coding region runs from base 76 to 1260 and encodes 394 amino acids. The record is from RefSeq and is a predicted model, not a curated record. Gene Ontology annotation, cellular component: transcription factor TFIIH holo complex; transcription factor TFIIH core complex. NCBI's taxonomy places the organism in Eukaryota, Metazoa, Chordata, Actinopteri, Chaetodontiformes, Chaetodontidae. Gene Ontology annotation, biological process: nucleotide-excision repair; regulation of transcription by RNA polymerase II; DNA-templated transcription.